Messenger RNA from Fulvia fulva, 558 nucleotides. RefSeq lists its product as uncharacterized. The record is from RefSeq and is a predicted model, not a curated record. NCBI's taxonomy places the organism in Eukaryota, Fungi, Ascomycota, Dothideomycetes, Mycosphaerellales, Mycosphaerellaceae. The coding region runs from base 1 to 558 and encodes 185 amino acids. The transcript is spliced from 2 exons.
AUGGCGAUGUUCUUCGACACCGAGGCCGAGAAAAUUCACGACAAGCUGCCACUCCAUCACGAUCGGAAGUGGGGAUACGUGGUCUCCCGCACCGUGGAUGAGGAUGAUGCGCAGUGGGCUACUUUUAUGGAGCGUCUGACAGAGUGUGUACAAGCCCGGAUGGAAAGGAAGGAGAAGAUGGAACUCAUUAGGGAUGCGUUCGCUUGGGAUGUGCGUGAUGACAAGAACAGUCUUCAAGGCGCUACAAAGAGCGAGAUUCGGAAGCUGUUCCUGCUCUGGCGCGACUCCGUCCACGGGAGCCGGAAUUUGUCGAAGUACACAAACUGCAUCUACGUCGAUCAGGAAGUCAUCGAUGCGGUACUCGGUGGAGGCGAUCCGUACAGCGACGACCCGCGGACGACCCUGAACCCUUCGGCGUUGGUCAAGAUUCUCGACGACAGAUUCACAGAUGUACCGGACCAGCUCGAAGUCGAGGACGAAUCUGAUGAUGAGCUGCGUGAGAAGCUGAAUAGUGGCGAUGAAGGAUACACAGCUGUUGAGGUCGGUGAUGGCCUUUGA